This is a messenger RNA of Panicum virgatum (switchgrass), 3928 nucleotides long. RefSeq lists its product as uncharacterized. The record is from RefSeq and is a predicted model, not a curated record. The transcript is spliced from 4 exons. Lineage: Eukaryota; Viridiplantae; Streptophyta; Magnoliopsida; Poales; Poaceae. Bases 2499 to 2975 code for a protein of 158 amino acids.
UGUACGUCUCUUUAUUUUGUGCUCACGUGGGACGUUACUGUUUGGAGAAUCUGUAUUAUUGCGUCUUUGACCGCAUUCGUGAAUGCCGCCAUGAAUGCCUCCAUGAAUACUGCCAUGAAUGCUUUUUACUAUAGAGUCAUGGGUUCUCCUUCAGUAAGCCCCCUUACAGCUAUAAAAGGUGAGAUAGAGGCCUUUGCCAGAAGCACCAAUGUGUAGCAGCCAUGGCUUAUCCUUGGUGUUCUUGCUCUCGCCCUCCUAAUAUUUGUGUAGUCCUUUCCAGCAAAAGGUGCUAGAAUAGAACUUGCGAGUGGCAAGAAAAGUCCCUGCUACCUUAUCCCGCAACCCCGAUGCUCUCAUCGGAUCUAUUCUGGACAUCAUGUCCUUGCAUCUUCCAAUGUGGCAAGUUUUCUGUGAACUGGUUGUAGGUAUGUAUGUCGUUCUUAUGGGGUUGCCUGUUUCUGGGUGCCCAAGAACUGACAUCUCUGGCAGAAAGGCUUAAUCUUGUCACAACGUAUUCGGGGAGAAGAAGAAAUUUCUCCACAAGAUACUACAAGAGGAUUUGAGAGGCGAUUACUGUAAUAUGCCUCCAUACUCUUGAAACUUUUCUCCCAGAGUACGAGUAUCAUUAUUCCCUUAAUAGGAAUAACAAGUUUGUACUUUUUCAUAGCCUCAGGCUGAUCUAGCUGUAGCAGGUUUCCCAGGAAGCCAAGAAGUGUGCGAGCAGACCCGAGUCGCUGUAAAGUUAGAUAGGAAAAAAUACUCGAGUUGUAAUAUCGAGUAGUUAUACUGUGUCGAGUACUUUUUCUUAUUCUGAAAUGUAAUCUCAAUCCAAGAAUAAAGAGUCGAGUAGUUGACUUGGGAUGUGAGUGUUUUCUUUUUCCAGAGUGUAAUCUUAGAAAAAGAGAAUGUCUCAGGAAAUCCCAUUUUUUCCGCGAUUUGCAACGGACUGUUGGUCUGUUGGGUGUUUUUACCAUACUGCCACUACUAUUAUAAAAUGAAACGGUAACUAGGUUUAACCCCACCGGCCGCCAUUCACUUUUACUGCUUUAGAUCUAUUCUCACCCUCAAGCUCCCAGAUCUAAAGUUCUUGCUUCCCUUUGCUCCCUAUUUUCUUCCUAGAGUUUCCGCCAGUGUAUGCGUGUGAAGCGAUCCGUUGAUUUCCGGAUGGCUCCCAAGAAAGCGAAUAAGGGGAAGGGUGCGGCUGCCGAGCCAACCCGGGAAGAAGGCUGGAACACAAGUGCUCCCAAUCUGACCUUGAAACCUUAGUUUCGGAUGGUCUUUUGGUUCCCAAAUCUCUUAUCCAAUGGCUUCCUGCCUUGGGUAAGGAUCAUCCGUAUGAAAAUACGGGGGAAAUUGUUGCUUUCACACCUUAUUUGGAAUGGAGAUUGGGGUUUCCUUGUUCGCUUUUUUCUCUGGACUCCUGCGCUACUACAAGAUCCAGCUCCACCAUUUAAUCCCAAAUUCCUUUGUUCAUAUUUCGAUCUUCGUGCAUCUGUGCGAAGCUUUUCUGGGCAUCGAGCCCCAUUUUAAACUCUUCCAAUUCCUUUUCCAUUUGAAGCCGCAACCAGACUCCUUUGUUUUAGAUGUAGUAGGAGGUGCGGGUCUGCAACUUAGGCAAAAAAAGGAUAGCGAGUAUAUCUCUUAUAGUCUUAGCAAUAAAGUAAUCGAAUGGAAGCCCAAGUGGUUCUAUGUCGAGAACCAGUGGGAAAGCUUUCCAAUGAUAACACCAGGCCCACCAAUUCAAUGGCCUAAGUGGAAUAAAAAACCAAUCGAUGAGAGUCAGAUCCCUGAACUGCUCGAGCGAAUUGCUGUUCUGAGGCAAAAUAUGUUAACUGGAGAAGCAGUCGUAUUCGACUGGAUGAAGAGAAGGAUCCAGCCAUUACAGGCUCGGGAAACACUUGGUUUCCAGUAUCAAGGAACAACUGACCCAUCAAGAUACUCGAAGGAAGAGAUCUCGGAUGAUGAUGCGUUUAGUCGAGUACAACGACUGUUGAAGAAUGUAAAGAAAAUCCCAGUUGUUCCUGAUACUUUUUCUACUGCGAGUCCUCCGAAGAAGGUACUUGAUAAGAGUAGUCGAUACACAGUGAUCGAGUACUUUAGCAUAGUAUAAAUUUGAUAGGAUUUGCUUUCUGUAGGAGGACGUGGAGCGCUUUAAGAGUAGUCCUUCACCGCCAGGCAUUUAUUCACCCUUUUGUUCUUCCAAACUUUUGAUCUGUUAACCAAGUCUUAGUAUGCCCAUAUUUCAUAUAAACAGUACUGAUGUAUAACCUUGGUUGUGCAGAUGAGGAGGCGGCUAGGGGAGGAGUGAUAGGGAGCUCAGCCCUACUCCGAGUACCGAUACCCAAACUAGGCAUCCGAAGGGUACUUGAUCGGUGGCGAGGAAGCGUCCCAGCUCCUCCCAAACUGCUAGCGACAGUGAUACAUUCCUGGGAACGAAUGAGGAGGCUGAAGAUAACUUAGCCCCUAAAACAUCGAAGAAGCUUCCGAGCACUCCAGAUAUGAGUGCUCGAGAUGCGGAAGCCAUGGCCAAUGCCAUGCUUCUAGAUUCUCCACUUCCUGAUAUCGAGAAGAGCGAUGAAAGGGUCCCAGAGGAGAGUGGAAGCGACAAUCUUCCGAAUCAUGAUGAUGGUGAGAAACUUCCUGAGGGAGGCGGCGAGAAGCAGCCUGAGGAGACCCCUGCAGAUUCCCAAAACAUAGGGAAUACUGUAGGGAGGGUUGAAGAUGUGCCCAAGAGGGCUGUAUCUGAAGUGCAGGCGAGUACUUCUCAAGUCUCAUCGGGAAGUAACUUGCUGCGAGAGAAAGUGGAGCUUGCUUUCAAGCUGCUGGAGGAAGCACUGGGACGGGAGGGUGGCCGAUCCCAGGACGAUACAGAGCUGAAUGCCCUGAAAGAGAGGGUUAAGACGCUCUCGACCGGAAGGCUGCUCUCGAGGGGAAGCUUAAGAAGCUCUCCCAAUCCAAGAAAGGUUAGUCUUUAGCAUACAUGAUGCAGUCAACUAGUUGAUCUGCUUGGUGUUUAAAAGAUUUUCUUUUAAUCGAGUACACAGCUUGUGCAAAAUCUUUAAAGAUUCAGGAAAGCUUGGUACUGGAUCUAAAGAUUUUUAUGUACCGAAACACAGAUGAGAUUGAAAGACUCAAGAAGAUCAAGGCGGAUUCAGACCAAGAGAUGAAAGGCGCCUUGAAGCAGCUGAAGGAGCUAUCCGAAUCCUGAGAUUCGAUGUAGCAAGAACUUGUCGCGCUGCGGGAAGUCAGGGACGCUGCCCAGGAAAUAGCUGAGGCUAUGGAUAUCUCUGAAGGGGAUGGAGAUGAACUGCUUUCAUUAGCGGGGAGACUUCAUAAAGUACCCGAGGCCUUCGAGAGGUAUGUCUCCACAAUCACCCGCUAGUACGUGGGUCACGUACUCGGGCUGGUGAAGUCUUACUGGACAUCUACUCAUCUGGACGCACUUGGGAAGGGAGCCAAAGCUGACUGUACGGAUGAGCAAUUCCGUCAGUAUGUGGAAGAAACUUCCGUGGUGGCCAACCAGAUUGUGGAGUCCCUGAACAAGCCUGAUUCUCCUUGAUCUUCGAAUGAGUUUGAGUUGGCACGUGGGCCGGGAGUACUGCUUGGACCAAUAUUGAAUAUUUGUGUAAUGUUUGAGUACUCGUUUUAUGGUAGGAUUGUGAAAUCCUUUGAUGUGUCAAGUAGUUAUACUCGAGGAUCCUGAGUGUAGGCAGCAUCGCGCCCACUCAGUUAUAAUAGUAGAUGCAAUAAAUUGUACCCAUGAAUGCCUUGUCACACCCUGAAAUUUUUGAAUUUCAGGAUGUGAUUAAAAUUUAAAAUAAAUCCAUAAUUUUCUCAUAAUUUUAAAAUUUCCUCAACAUUUAUUUUCUUCAUAGGGAAUUUGGUAUUAAAAAAUAUAAUAAUUGAUUGUCUUCUAAAUAAAUUAAAU